AAAGCACGUGACUACCGGAAGGGCGGUCGGUCUGCUCUCUCUUGUGAACUAGGGAGAGGGGUUCAUCGUGCUCCUUAGACAAGCCUUCAUCCCACAAAGACUUCGUCCUCACUCACAAAUCGGAGAACAAAAAAAAAAAAAAACUGCAAAAUAAAGAAUAUGGAUUUAAGUAUGAAAGCUUUGAGACUGUUCUGCUCCUCUAGGGUUGGGGAUCUGCAGUCUAUGGAGACGGUUGUUGAGCCUCUAAAUGAUGGAAUUAUCUCUAUCUGUUAUGUCUGCAAGCACCUUUUGGAAGCACAAGUAGAUCCGAACACUGGCAUGUGCUUCAAUUAUGGACAAAUCAGAAGACAUAUCGAGCACGCCGAGCAGUACAUUACAAGAUCAGAGAAAACUAUUAAAGUAAAACUGCAAAAUCUGGACGAACACAUGGAGCAACUUAUUAAAGAAAAAGGAAAUGCUGAGCAGCAGAGGCGGCAGAAACACCAGACCAAGAAUGAAUUACAUAUCGAGAAGGAUUCUGCUGAGGAAUCAUUGGAUAAUUCUAGAGAAGCUUUGGAGCAGGCCAAAAAAAAUGUGGCAUCAGCUAAAAAAGAAAUAGAAAGAGAGAAGCUCAGCAUGAUUAAAGGUGGAGUUGUAGCAGUUACAGGAGUAGGUGUUACCUUGAUUCCAGUUGCUGGAUGGGUUUUAGGUCCAAUGAUAGUGUAUGAUGGAUUAAGUACAAUAGGGGAUGCUAUAAUGGCUAUGAAGGAAGCUGAAGAUGAUCUUGAAGAAAAUGAGUCCAGAGUGGGGAAGUACAGGAGAAAAGUGUCUGAUUAUCAGUCCAUGAUCUCUAAAAUAGAGAGUGAGAUUGAAGAAACUGAUGAGUUGCUGGAUAAAAUUCAGAGCGAGAUUGAAGAGGUGAAGCAGCAUCUGGACUACACCGCUGAUAUUCAGGAGAUGGUGAGAAAAGCUGUAAAUCUUCUGAGUGUUGUCAGUGGAAGAGUCACUGCUCUGGAGAGGCAAACCCGACGCUUCAUUCUCUGGGAGCCUGUGAUAAAGGUGAUGGAAGAAGUGAUGGAGGCAGUCACAAAUGUUGUAGAGAAUCGUCUCCUUUAUAGUCACGGUGUGGCAGCGCUCAUGCGUACUUUGAGGGAGAAUGUUGGAGAAUUGCUGGCCUUGUGCUCCUCACCCAAACAUUCUGAAUAUGAAGAAUAUUACUGAUCAAACUGAAGAAUGCACACAGGAACCACCACAUAUUGUAUGUGCAAAAAAAAAUACAAUGAGACACG
Molecule: messenger RNA, 1268 nt
Organism: Danio aesculapii
Lineage: Eukaryota; Metazoa; Chordata; Actinopteri; Cypriniformes; Danionidae
Exons: 4
Coding region: 160-1200 (346 amino acids)
Source: RefSeq, a predicted model, not a curated record